Molecule: messenger RNA, 1906 nt
Organism: Lontra canadensis (Northern American river otter)
Lineage: Eukaryota; Metazoa; Chordata; Mammalia; Carnivora; Mustelidae
Gene: YJU2B
Product: coiled-coil domain containing 130
Exons: 9
Coding region: 512-1690 (392 amino acids)
Biological process (GO): mRNA splicing, via spliceosome
Cellular component (GO): U2-type spliceosomal complex; post-mRNA release spliceosomal complex
Source: RefSeq, a predicted model, not a curated record
GAGGGAUAAGAGGCAGGCUUGGAGAGCCAGGCAGGGGCUCCAAAGGGUAUGGGAAGGGUUUGGACUUGAUUCUCAAACCGAUGGUGAUCACUGGAGGGGUUUAAGCAGAAGAACAAUAUUUCAGAUUUAGAUUUUAAGAUCUCUUUCUGGUCCCUGUGGGCAAAACAGACUGUGGCAGUCAAGGGCAGAGCCAGAAGACCAGGGAGGAGGCAGCUGCGGUUCAGGUAAGCCACGAUGGGGGCUGCAGAAGGUGUCAGGUGUGAAAUCUAUGUUGGAUGGAGAGUGAAGAGGACACUGUCUUUCUAAACAGACAAACACCGCUCUCUGGAGGACCGUCUAAGCCGCUGCUGCCACACAUAGCCCACGGCAUCUUCGGCAGGAAGACUUGGCCCCUCCACCAGGCUCCCUGGGAGGGCAGCGCUGGGCAGGGGGCUGACCCUGCACAAUCCGUGUCUCGUCGUCUUUUCAGAUCAGCCGUGCUGAGGGUGAGGACCGGUAGGCAGUUGCCAAGAUGGGUGAAAGGAAAGGUGUAAACAAGUACUACCCUCCGGAUUUCAAUCCUGAAAAGCAUGGCUCCCUCAACCGAUACCACAACAGCCACCCGCUGCGGGAGCGGGCUCGGAAGCUGUCUCAAGGCAUCCUCAUCAUCAGGUUUGAGAUGCCCUUUAACAUCUGGUGUGAUGGCUGCAAGAACCACAUCGGCAUGGGGGUUCGCUACAAUGCCGAAAAGAAGAAGGUUGGCAAUUACUACACAACCCCGAUCUACAGGUUCCGGAUGAAAUGCCACCUCUGCGUCAACUACAUCGAGAUGCAGACAGACCCUGCCAACUGCGACUACGUGAUUGUGAGCGGCGCCCAGCGCAAGGAGGAGCGCUGGGACAUGGCAGACAACGAGCAGGUGCUGACGACAGAGCACGAGAAGAAGCAGAAGCUGGAGACAGACGCCAUGUUCCGCCUGGAGCACGGCGAGGCGGACCGGAGCACACUCAAGAAAGCCCUCCCCACCCUGAGCCACAUCCAGGAGGCCCAGAGCGCCUGGAAGGAUGACUUCGCACUCAACAGCAUGCUGCGGAAGAGAUUCCGGGAAAAGAAAAAAGCCAUGCAGGAGGAGGAAGAGAGGGACCAGGCGCUUCAGGCUAAGGCGAGCCUGGCCAUUCCACUGGUGCCCGAGACAGAGGACGACCGCAGGCUGGCCGCCCUGCUCAAGUUCCACACUCUGGACUCCUACGAGGACAAGCAGAAACUCAAGCGGACAGAGAUCAUCAGCCGCUCCUGGUUCCCCUCCACCCCAGGACCCGCCACCAGCAGCAGCAAAGCCGGCAGUGUCCUGAAGAAGCUGGCCCAGAACCGCAGAUCAGCACCGGCCUGCUCCCCCAUCACUGUAGAGGACCUGGGCAUCGUGCGGCGGCGGUCCCGGGAGGUCUCAGAGAGCCCCCAGCACACAACGGAGACCCCCAAGUCUGGGGAGCCAUGGGUGCCAGAGGGGAACACCCAGGAUGGGCCCACAUCCCCCCGAGACUGCUCUCCGGAGACUGCCGAGACCCCCAAGAGCAGGGGGCCUCGGGAGCAGGAGGGGAAAUGUCAGGACAGGCCCCAGCCCCCACCAGGCUCCUCUCAGGAGGACAUGCCACACCUGUGCACCCUCAGCUCCUCUCUUGUGGCUGAUUACUCCGAUUCAGAGAGCGAGUGAGCGGUUCUGGGGACCAGACCCGCUCCAGAGGCUACGACUCGCCCAGGAGGCCCGUGGGACUGCAGCCCUGCUUGUCCACCAGCCCCCGGAGCGCUCCGAUACUGCCCCUCCCCAGACCUUGCCUUCCUGCAGUGGUGGAGUUAUUUAUUUGGUGCUGGAGAGGGUGUUUGUGCCUUGUGGGACAUCAUCCCAACAUUAAAGACCUGCUUCUUUGUC